UAGCCGUCUUCACGUGCUGCCAGUGCGGUGACCGAUGAUCUUUGACCCUGCGCUGGCCGCGGCCGCCCGAAGGCACCAGCGAGCUCAAAACAAGGUCAACAAAUCUCCCACACCUGGAGGCUUGCCUACUUCCCCAGCUGACAACAAUAAUAACAACCGGAACAACAACGUUUCCUCAUCAACCAGCACGGAUUCAACAAAGGUUCCGCUACCCAUCGACGAUGCCGCAGCAGCAGCAGCAGCCGACACGACUCCUCCUUCCACAAGCAGCGAUUCCGGCGCGGCCAAAGAUCUUGUGACAGGCGAGAAAGCGAGAUCGACCAGCAGUAGUAGUGGUGAUGCGGGCAGCAGCAGCGGCGGCGCGGCGGCGGCGGUGGCACUGGGUGGAACGGCUUCUUCGAAUUCCAAUGGGGUGGACUUUGAAGGAGCCACGGCGAGAGCUCGGGCGGGGGGUGGGGCGUCAAGACAGAGACAAAUGAAGCCGCGGGUGUUGUUGAAGAUCGUCGUGCUCGGAUGCAGCAACGUCGGGAAAACGAGCCUGAUGAAGCGGUACGCCGCCGGGGACUUCACGGACUACCGCCGCCCAACCAUCGGUGCGGAUUUCAUGACCAAGGAAGUCGUGGAAGGGGACCAGCCGAUGCUUUUACAGAUAUGGGACACGGCGGGGCAGGAACGGUUUCACGGGGGCUCCUUGGGGUCGGGGUUCUUCCGAGGCGCCAACGCGGCCUUGCUGGUGUACGACGUGGCUUGCGCGGUGUCCUUCGAGCAGGUGGCCAUGUGGCGAGAGGAACUGCUGGUUCGAUUAGACGUGGACCCGCAUGACUUUCCCAUCGUCGUCAUCGGCAAUAAGGUCGAUUUAGCUACCGGGUUGGCAAUGGAUGGGAUUCACGGAGUGGAUAAGACUCGAGUGAUGAAGUGGUGCGAGAUGCAGGGCAUGGGGCACAUCGAAACCAGCGCGAAGGACGGCACAGGCGUGGAGGUCGCAAUGCAGGCCGUCGCGGUGCUAGCCCUAGAACAGAAGCGCAAGCGGGAGCGAGAUUUAGCGCUCAACCCUUCUCUGGGGGGCGGGACGACGCUUGACCUAGCCGACCAGCGCGCGCGACAGCAGAGAACCGGCGGGUGCUGCUGGUAGUGUCAGUUGAUUUUAAGCUUUCUUCUGGACGGAGAAAAGGCGGUCACUGUUGGUACAGCAGAACGAGAGGGGUGGGAGGGGGUUU
Molecule: messenger RNA, 1217 nt
Organism: Ectocarpus siliculosus
Lineage: Eukaryota; Phaeophyceae; Ectocarpales; Ectocarpaceae
Source: the annotation of a GenBank genome assembly